GCUACCAUAGUAUUCCGUCACUUGGCAACAACACUCGAGAAGUUUCACGUUAAAGUCAUUCUAACAUUGACAAACGUCGGAAAGAUGCGUCCAAAAUAUUACACACCAAAUGAAGUUGCAGUGCACAACACGCUUAAAGAUAUAUGGGUUUCUUUUUUGGGUAAAGUCUACGAUUUAACACCACUAUGUGAGAAAUACGAAGGGAGCACUCUUUUGAAGCCUAUUGUUGCCAGUGCUGGAAAAGACAUCUCUCAUUGGUUUGACAAGAAGACAAAUGAUAUUCGAACACAUGUAGAUCCUACAACAAAAUGUGUGUUUCCUUAUUCGCCUCAUGGUCGCUUCGUCCACAUCCCACCCCCUUGCCCGCGCACCGACUGGGCCAAUGAUUUCGGCAGACCUUGGUGGAAAGACGAAGGAUACUGUAUUGGGAUCCUAUCCAAGAAGACAAGGAUGGUGAAGAUCAUUAACACUCUGACAUCGCAGGAACAGAUUAUAGAGGUUUGCUCUGAAGAAACCAUGGAUGAAAUUUUGCAGAGGUAUCUGAAAUGGAACCAGCACGCGGCCAGCUACACCUGGAAAUAUGAAGGCCAGAACCUGGACAUGAAUAAAACCCUGGAGGAGAACAGCAUCUCAGAUGAAGACGAAGAAUUCUACAAACUCAGCAUGAAUGAUGACGAGUACCUCCGCGCUAUCCACCUGUACUUCAACGAUGAUCUGACGGAAGCCUGAUGAGGGAGGGCGGUCGGUCUUUGCCCUCAUCCUACAUUCAAAGACUCAUGUUGAAACGUGAAGACACUUGGGAUUGUCUUUCAGCAAUUUAAGAAGAAAGUGGGGUCACCUGUUUCAUGAAAGUUGUCAUCAACUAUGGACAGAUACAUUUCAUCUAUCUCACACUCCCUAACCUCUUUCUGAAUGUUUUGCAUGUUUUUUGUCCACCAAAUGUUGAACUCUGAAAUUAGAAGAAAAAUUUAACGUUUUCAUAUGUUUUAAGUACCAGGACUUCAACAGCAGUAGAAUAUCUAUCCUUAUUAUUUUUUUAACAUUAAAUUUUUUAAUUCUCCAGUUAUCUAUCUUUAGAUAUAUGUUAUUCAUGUAAAAGUUGUUUCAUAAUCCCUGGUUCUGUUACACUCUUUUUAUUGCUGAAUGGAUAUUGAUUCUUCAUCAUGGCAUAUAAUACACCUUUUCUCUAUUCAUAUUCAUCAUCACAAUGUUGAUGCAGGUUUACAGAAUACCCUUUUUAGGCAAUGCAUGUAAAUGAUGGUUAAUUGGAUUUUACAGUAUUUGCAUUUUAAUGUCUGUUUGUGACAAUCUAACAGGUAGGAUUUGAGACAUAAUACCAUGGCAAUAAAUAUACUGUAGUAUUGCAGCAAACAGAGCUCAGUAACUGCAUGCACAAGAAUCUGGAGAUGUUGCGAGUGUUUCGGAGGUAUUUUAAAACUGCUGUCACGCAUACAUCAUGAUCAUCUUUUUGUUGACAGCAUGCAUUGGCUGUGUAUUACAAAUAUAUUUCUGGCCGACACCCAUUUGUACAUGUCCCACUCAAAAUUCAGCAAUAUCACCUUCAUAUUAUGGAAUUGGUGCAUUUGGUCAUUCAAGCAAUAAUAUUAGGGGGAAAAGAAAGUAAAAUCUCAUUUUUGUUCAAUAAUUUACAUUACAAUAUGGAAGAUUCACCCUUUAUUAUUUUGAUAUGGGUGACAAAAAUUUGGUUUUCCUGCAAUCUGGCAAAUAUUAUUUUUGCUAUGUCCAAUUUUAGAUCCUUGCUUAAAAUGUUGUAAAUAUGUAUAUUACAUACAACUAUGUGUAAAUAUAAUGUAUUUUAAAUCACCUGUUACUGUGUGAAAAAAAAUGAAUAAAGUAUUAUGCCAGACA
Molecule: messenger RNA, 1869 nt
Organism: Lytechinus pictus (painted urchin)
Lineage: Eukaryota; Metazoa; Echinodermata; Echinoidea; Temnopleuroida; Toxopneustidae
Product: cytochrome b5 domain-containing protein 1-like
Exons: 4
Coding region: 85-729 (214 amino acids)
Biological process (GO): cilium movement
Source: RefSeq, a predicted model, not a curated record